This is a messenger RNA of Ustilago hordei, 471 nucleotides long. RefSeq lists its product as uncharacterized. The record is from RefSeq and is a predicted model, not a curated record. The coding region runs from base 1 to 471 and encodes 156 amino acids. The transcript has a single exon. Lineage: Eukaryota; Fungi; Basidiomycota; Ustilaginomycetes; Ustilaginales; Ustilaginaceae.
AUGACGAAACGGGAACUCCGCCUUGAGCAGCAUAGGUCUGCAUUGCCCGAGGAAGUCGUGACGUCGAUUGACCCAUCCGAAGGCUUAGGUCCUGACCCGGAGUAUCAAGUUCACUGUGCGACGGCAUCGCGUAACGCGGACAAGCGGUCUACAAGUGAGAGCGCACACGUUAUCGAUGGCGUAUCGCACGAGGUCUCAUGCAUUCGCACAGACGUCUCUCGAGCCUACGUCCCGACUCAGUCGUGUGCGAGCAAUGAGAGAAUUGCCGAGAUAAAGGGGGACGAAGAUGCACUCACUAAGGUCUUGAAUACGCUACGCAGCCAACGUCUGUUAAUUCCAGUCAUUGUGCAGUCGAAGCAACGCUUUAUCGGCGAGGCCACGCCUGCAAAGCUAGGGUCUGAGGCGGAGGCGGUUGCAUAUCCUGACAACGUUGUCAGAGACCCCGAGAGCCUGAGAACACGAUCCGGCUGA